This is a messenger RNA of Labeo rohita (rohu), 3401 nucleotides long. It is a transcript of the gene casr, whose product is annotated as calcium-sensing receptor. The record is from RefSeq and is a predicted model, not a curated record. The coding region runs from base 142 to 3015 and encodes 957 amino acids. The transcript has 6 exons. Gene Ontology annotation, molecular function: G protein-coupled receptor activity; calcium ion binding. Gene Ontology annotation, cellular component: membrane. Gene Ontology annotation, biological process: intracellular calcium ion homeostasis; G protein-coupled receptor signaling pathway; detection of calcium ion. NCBI's taxonomy places the organism in Eukaryota, Metazoa, Chordata, Actinopteri, Cypriniformes, Cyprinidae.
CAUUAAUUGAAGGAGGAGCAUUUUGGAAGUAUUUUUUUUGACAGGGGAGGCAACUGACAAAACUAGUGGAAAUUCUAAAACUACUACUCUGCCAACAUCUACCUUGCCCCAUGAAGACCACAUUAGAAACCAACUGAAGCAAUGAGGUUUCAUCUGAGGUUUUACCUGCAUUACCUGGUUCUGCUGGGUUUCAGCGGUGUAAUUUCGAUUUAUGGCCCAAACCAGAGGGCCCAGAAGACAGGUGACAUACUGCUAGGGGGGCUUUUCCCAAUACACUUUGGAGUGGCAUCCAAAGACCAAGAUCUUGCAGCGAGGCCAGAGUCAACUGAGUGUGUCAGAUAUAACUUUCGUGGAUUCCGUUGGCUACAGUCUAUGAUCUUUGCUAUAGAAGAAAUCAACAACAGCUCUACUCUACUUCCAAACAUCACGCUUGGCUACCGUAUAUUUGACACAUGUAACACUGUCUCGAAAGCCCUGGAGGCAUCGCUGAGCUUUGUUGCACAGAAUAAGAUUGAUUCACUCAACUUGGACGAGUUCUGUAACUGCACAGGGAACAUCCCAUCAACCAUUGCAGUGGUUGGGGCUUCUGGAUCUGCAGUAUCUACAGCCGUGGCUGAUCUUCUGGGCCUCUUCUACAUUCCUCAGAUCAGCUAUGCUUCAUCCAGUCGACUUUUGAGCAACAAGAAUCAGUACAAAUCAUUCAUGAGGACUAUCCCCACAGAUGAGUAUCAGGCUAUUGCCAUGGCUGCCAUCAUUGACCACUUCCAGUGGAACUGGGUGAUUGCCAUCGCCUCUGAUGACGAGUAUGGCCGUCCAGGUAUUGAAAAGUUUGAGAACGAAAUGUUUCACAGGGACAUCUGCAUUGAUCUUAAUAUUUUAAUUUCACAAUACAUCGACGAAGCUGAGAUUCGCAGCCUGGCAGACCGUAUCGAAAACUCGACCGCUAAAGUCAUCGCCGUGUUUGCUAGUGGACCGGACGUCGAGCCACUCAUUAAAGAGAUGGUGAGGCGAAACGUCACAGACCGUGUCUGGUUGGCGAGUGAGGCGUGGGCCAGCUCUAGCCUGGUUGCCAAGCCAGAGUACCUUGAUGUCAUGGGAGGAACGAUCGGCUUUGCGCUGAGGGCUGGUCAUAUACCCGGCUUUAAAGAAUUCUUACAGCAAGUGCAUCCAAAAAAGUCCAGCCAUAAUGAAUUUGUGAGGGAAUUUUGGGAGGAGACUUUUAACUGUUACCUAGAAGAUAGUCCAAGGAAUGAGGACAGUGAAAAUGGCAGUACAAGUUUCAGACCUCUGUGUACUGGUGAAGAAGACAUUGCAAGUGUGGAGACGCCGUACCUGGACUACACGCACCUAAGGAUUUCUUACAACGUGUAUGUAGCUGUUUAUGCCAUAGCACAAGCACUUCAGGACAUACUUACCUGCACACCUGGAAAAGGACUGUUUGCUAAUGGCUCUUGUGCAGACAUUAGGAAAGUUGAAGCAUGGCAGGUUCUGAAACAACUGAGACACCUCAAUUUCAUAAACAGCAUAGGGGAGAGGGUGCGCUUUGACAAUGGCAGUGAGCUCUCAGCAAAUUAUACCAUCAUAAACUGGCAUCGAUCACCUGAGGAUGGUUCUGUCGUAUUUAAGGAGGUUGGUUAUUACAGCGUACAUAACAAGAACGGAGCCAAACUUUCCAUCGACAAGACAAAAAUGCUGUGGAAUGGUCGUCUAACUGAGACAAUACAUUGUUUCCCUUUUCUUUUCCAGGUACCAUUUUCCAACUGCAGUGAGGAGUGUGAACCUGGAACCAGAAAAGGAAUUAUUGAUGGCAAACCCACAUGCUGCUUCGAGUGUACAGAGUGCUCGGACGGGGAGUACAGUGAUCAUAAAGAUGCCAGUGUUUGCUCUAAAUGCCCAAACAACUCCUGGUCUAACGGCAAUCACACAUCCUGCUUUCUAAAGGAGAUUGAGUUUCUGUCUUGGACUGAACCAUUCGGGAUCGCUUUGGCCUUAUUUGCAGUUCUCGGGGUUCUGUUAACAGCUUUUGUGUUGGGAGUUUUUGUGCAAUUCCAUGACACUCCAAUCGUGAAAGCGUCAAACCGAGAGCUGUCGUUUCUUCUGCUUUUCUCACUCAUCUGUUGUUUCUCCAGCUCUCUUAUAUUCAUCGGUGAGCCGCAGGACUGGAUGUGCCGCUUACGGCAACCAGCUUUUGGAAUCAGCUUUGUGUUAUGCAUCUCUUGCAUUCUAGUUAAAACCAAUCGGGUCCUGCUGGUGUUUGAAGCCAAAAUCCCCACCAGCCUCCACCGUAAAUGGUGGGGACUGAACCUGCAGUUCCUACUGGUGUUCCUGUUCACAUUUGUGCAGGUGAUGAUCUGCGUCGUUUGGUUGUACAACGCUCCACCGGGGAGUUACAAGAACUAUAACAUUGACGAGAUCAUCAUUAUCACCUGUAACGAGGGAUCCAUGAUGGCGUUGGGGUUUCUCAUCGGUUACACGUGCCUGCUGGCGGCCGUUUGUUUCUUCUUUGCGUUCAAGUCUCGGAAACUUCCCGAAAACUUCACCGAGGCCAAGUUCAUAACAUUUAGCAUGCUCAUUUUCUUCAUCGUUUGGAUCUCCUUCAUCCCUGCAUACUUCAGCACGUAUGGCAAAUUUGUCUCGGCGGUUGAGGUCAUCGCCAUUCUGGCUUCCAGCUUUAGUUUGCUAGCCUGUAUCUUUUUCAACAAGGUCUACAUCAUUCUCUUAAAACCAUCCAGGAACACGAUUGAGGAGGUUCGUUGUAGCACAGCAGCUCACGCCUUCAAAGCGGCCGCGAAGGCAACGCUACGGCACAGCUCUGCCUCCAGGAAGAGGUCAAGCAGUGUGGGUGGCUCCUCUGCCUCCUCGCCCUCUUCGUCUAUCAGCCUGAAGACCAAUGGGAACGAAACGGAGUCCCCCUCCACACGGAGACAUAGUCACAAACCAAGGGUGAGCUUCGGAAGCGGAACAGUCAGUCUCUCCUUAAGCUUUGAGGAAGCUCGAAAGAACUCAGUCAAAUGAGGACACAGACUGGUUUGCGAAUGAUUGUACUUCCACUGUAAUGCAAACCUCGUUUUUGGUUUAAGGAUAUGGUUGGUUUUGUAAUCAGUGGUGGCUGUUUCCGUUAUUUUCUCCAAAGCAAGCUCCGCUAAAUAGGAGAACAGCCAGAACCCCUCCCAGUCUUCAGGCACGGACUAAUCUCUGUCAACAACACACAGACUUGCCAUAACUUAUGGACACAAAAGAGUCAUUUGCGUUUAGCACAGCAUUCUUUCAUAGACACUUAUUAGGUCACUCUGUUUAAGGCAUCUGCUAAAUGCCUUAAAUGUAACACAGAAGCAGAUAAAUAAAACAAAAACACCUGAUUUAUGUCCAAUGUGAUUUCUAGUUCCUUGAUAAUAGUUUUA